CGAGGGUGCCGGGGAGGCGGGGGGCGAUCCCGGUGAUGCCGGUGGUCCGGGCGAUCCCGGUGGUCCCGGCGCUGCCCGCCCGCCGCGCCGCCCAGGCCGCGGCCGCCCGCAGCACCAGGCUCAUGGCCGCCAUGGCUGGGGCUGGCACGGGGCGGGGCCGGCGGCGCCGCUUCCCGCCGCGGGGUGAAGCCGGCGACCGCCAUCAUGGGAAAGGGCAAAGCCUUCCCAGUGCCCCCGGCGCACAGGGAUGGCUUGGAGGUGAAGCCGCGCGGGCGCCAUGUUGGAAAAGGGCAGAGCCUUCCCUGCGCUCCAUGUGCGGCGGGAGAGCGCGGGUGAGGCCGGGCAGGCGCCAUCUUGGAAAAGGGCAGCUCCCGCCCCGUGCCCCCGGCGCCGUGGGAGGACGCGGGGCGAUGGCGGCCAUGGCCGCGCUGGGCCGGAGCCUCACGGCCGCGCUCCGCCUGCCCCGGGCUCGGCCGGGACUCCCCGGGAUGGCACUGAAUCUGUACCACAAGAACCCACCAAAAAUUGAGAUCCUCCAUCAGGUGAAGUUCCUGCACACAACCGUGUCUCGGAGAGGUCUGGAGGAGUUUUUUGAUGAUCCAGGAAACUGGGGGGAAAAAAGUGUGAAGUCUGGGGAUUCAUGGAAUAUAAAGCAGCUAAGGGGCAAGAGUAGUGAAGACUUGCACAAACUUUGGUAUGUCCUGCUGAAAGAAAAGAACAUGCUCUUAACUUUAGAGCAAGAGUCCAAACGACAGCGCAAGCCUAUGCCAAGUCCAGAGCGCUUAGAAAAGGUAGAAACAUCUAUGAAAAAUAUAGACUUGGUUGUCAGAGAAAGAGAAAUUGCUUUGAGGCUUUUACAAACGGGCCAUGAAAAGCCAGUCCCUGGCGAGUGGAGACAGGACUUCCUGGGACGCACCUUCUGGUACAGUUACAAGGAAUGGCCAAUACCAUGGCACUUGAACAAAAAACACAAAAAGAAGAGAUUCUAUUACUUGCCUCACGUGAAUCACUUCAUCAGACUCAGACUUGAAAAAGCCUUACGGAAAAGGGCAAGGCAGCAGAGCCUGGAGAGGACGAGGCGGAAGGUCUUGGAAAGGAAGUUCCCUGACAUUGCUGUGAAAUCCCAGAGCCAGUAGCAGGCUGGAAGAGCACUGCAAGCAACUGAUCAGGUGUCUGUGGAACAUGAAUCAUGUUCUGGAACCACAAACAACUCCACUGAGCAUUCCAGAGUCUCCAUCUUUUUUUUGUUUUUAAUACAACAUUUGACUUUAAUUAAACUUGUGAUCUGGAAUUAAAAAGCAGCUAUGGUGCCUAAC
Molecule: messenger RNA, 1316 nt
Organism: Motacilla alba alba
Lineage: Eukaryota; Metazoa; Chordata; Aves; Passeriformes; Motacillidae
Gene: MRPL47
Product: mitochondrial ribosomal protein L47
Exons: 7
Coding region: 36-1136 (366 amino acids)
Biological process (GO): mitochondrial translation
Cellular component (GO): mitochondrial large ribosomal subunit; mitochondrial ribosome
Molecular function (GO): structural constituent of ribosome
Source: RefSeq, a predicted model, not a curated record